AUGGCGCGUAGUUCGCCAGAAGUUCUCGAUCGUAUGCAUUGUACCGAUGUCAGUUUUUUAGAGAAGAAUCCAAUACGUCAGUGUCAGAACUGGUUUGCAAAAUUUCGAUCCAGCAAUUUUGAUGUCGAAGAUGCACCACGUUCUGGAAGGCCGGUUAAAGUUGAUAAAGACACGAUAAAGGCAUUAGUUGAUGCAAACCGGCGAAUAACAACACGUGAGAUCGGUGAGAGGUUAAAUUUAUUAAAUUCAACUGUUUAUGACCACUUGAAAGGUCUGGGUUUAACCUCGAAGCUCGAUAUAUGGGUUCCCCAUGUUCUGACGGAGAAAAAUUUGUGUCAUUGCGUUAACGUCUGUGAUUCGCUUCUCAAACGUCAUGGAAAUGAUCCAUUUUUGAAGCACAUCAUUACUUGGGACGAAAAAUAG
Messenger RNA from Vespa velutina, 423 nucleotides. Its product is annotated as histone-lysine N-methyltransferase SETMAR-like. The transcript has 2 exons. The record is from RefSeq and is a predicted model, not a curated record. NCBI's taxonomy places the organism in Eukaryota, Metazoa, Arthropoda, Insecta, Hymenoptera, Vespidae. Gene Ontology annotation, molecular function: nucleic acid binding. The coding region runs from base 1 to 423 and encodes 140 amino acids.